Nylanderia fulva is the source of this 729-nucleotide messenger RNA. Its product is annotated as cytochrome P450 4g15-like. Gene Ontology annotation, molecular function: monooxygenase activity; iron ion binding; oxidoreductase activity, acting on paired donors, with incorporation or reduction of molecular oxygen. The record is from RefSeq and is a predicted model, not a curated record. Lineage: Eukaryota; Metazoa; Arthropoda; Insecta; Hymenoptera; Formicidae.
AUGGCAAGGUAUAGACUGGGGAAUGAAGUGAAGGGAAAUAGGUAUUGGGAAAAGGAGGAGGAUAGGAAGUGCAGGAUAUGUGGGAGAAGGUUAGAGACGUGGGAGCAUGUAUGGGAGGAAUGUAUGGAUUGGGGAAAGGAAGAGAGCUGGCAGGAAAUGAUAAAAGUAUAUACAGAAUUAUUGGAAAUUUAUGGAACGAAAACGCCACAAUCUGCUCCAAUAAAAUACGAACAUUUACAACAUAUGGAUUACUUGAACCGUGUUAUUAAGGAAACUUUGAGAAUAUUUCCUACUAUUCCGCUAUUUUCACGACAACUAACAGAGGAUUUAGAAAUGGAAGAAUUUAUUUUACCAAAAGGGGCUAAUGUUGUCAUAGAGUUACUUACGUUACACAGAAACGAAAAAUUUUGGUCUAAACCGUUAGUAUUCGAUCCGGACAGCUUUCUUCCUCAAAAUAUUGGAACAUCUUAUCAGCAUUAUUACAUGCCAUUUAGUAUGGGACCCAGAAAUUGUAUAGGUAUGCAAUAUGCGAUAAUGUCAAUGAAAGUUAUCCUAGCAACUUUGAUAAGAACAUUUAUAUUCAAAGUAGAAAAGAGCAUUCAGAUAGAUAAAAUUAAACUAACUGUAGACCUAAUAUUAUCUACUGUUGAACCUUUAAAAAUUAAAAUUGCAAAACGAGAUAUGCAUUAAAAUGAAAGAAAAACAUAUUCAUUUAAAGAGAAUGGUAUU